Triplophysa rosa is the source of this 2891-nucleotide messenger RNA. RefSeq lists its product as uncharacterized. NCBI's taxonomy places the organism in Eukaryota, Metazoa, Chordata, Actinopteri, Cypriniformes, Nemacheilidae. Gene Ontology annotation, biological process: DNA integration; DNA recombination. Gene Ontology annotation, molecular function: DNA binding. Bases 86 to 2758 code for a protein of 890 amino acids. The transcript is spliced from 7 exons. The record is from RefSeq and is a predicted model, not a curated record.
CCUCACUGUAUGGCACCCACACUGUUUUAAAAGACUACACGAUUCCAAAGCAUCUGCAUCAGCUGAUGAAAGUGAAGAGGAUGAAAUGUCAUCUGGAGAUGAAUAUGUUCACUGUUCUGCAUCAGAUAUGGAAACUGACAGUGAACCGGAAAAUGCAGUUAGGAGUCCGCUAGAUAUGCUUACUGCAGAUAAGAUGACAGCUCCAACAGAUGAAAAUUCACUUUCCAUUGACUGCACAGCAAUACACAAUACAACAUCAAACAAAACACAAUACACGGAACUUCUCAACAAAUCCUCAAAAGAUGAGAAGUCAACCACUCUAGCUAAAGCAGGACUGAAUUUUUGCUUUGUUUGUGGGGAGCCACAGUCCAAAAUAGCAAGACACUUCAAAGUCCAUGCUAAAGAGGAUAUGGAGAUAGCCAAAGCACUUAGUUUACCUGCACGAUCCAAGAAAAGGAAACAACUGCUUAAAGUCCUUAGAAACAGAGGCAACUUUAAUCACAACAGUUGUGUUUUUAGAAAUGGAGAAGGUGCCAUAAAAGUAAAACGACGGGCAGUUCAACAGACAGAAUCGGCACACAAAAACUAUGAAUUUUGUUUAUAUUGCAAGGGAAUGUUUGUGCGACAGGAGCUGUGGCGGCACAUGAAGCGAUGCCAAUCUAAACCAGCCAAGUCAGAUGAUUCUGCUGGGGGCAGACACAGAGUUCUUACCAUUGCAGCAGUGGCUAAAUCUGCUUUCUCUGGUCAAGUUGAUGAUGGGCUAAUGAAAGUACUAAGUCAGAUGAAUGAUGAUGAAAUUGCUCGUGUGGUGAGAAAUGAUUUUGGCCUUCUUCAAUUUGCUCAGUCACUAUAUAAUCGGCAUGGGUUUAACAAAACAAAGCAUGAAUACAUACGUCAGAAGGUUCGUGAGCUUGCAAGAUUCAUACUUGCAUUGCGUAAAAAAUGUCCAUCUGUCACUCUGGAAGAUGCCAUGAAGCCAGCAAAUUUCAUGAAUGUCAUAGACGCAGUUAAAGAUACAGCAGGCUUCAACCAAGACACACAUUCUUAUCAAACACCAAGCCUUGCUUUGAAAAUUGGACACUCCCUCCUGAAAGUUAGCGAGAUUCUUCACUGCCGUGCUCUUAUUGCUGAAGACGCAGAGUUGACCAACAGUGCAAAGGCAUUCCAAAAGCUGUAUAAGACGAAGUGGUCUGAAUACAUAUCUCAUAAAGCUUUAUGCACCAUCAGUGAUUUAAAGUACAACAAGCCCACCAAAUUACCACUCACUCAAGACAUCGACAAGCUUAACGACUAUCUACAGAGAAGUGCGGAAUCAGCCUUUCAAGAGCUUAGCCAAAACACAACAGAGCACAACUACGCAUGUCUGGCCAGCCUUGCUUUGAAAAUUGGACACUCCCUCCUGAAAGUUAGCGAGAUUCUUCACUGCCGUGCUCUUAUUGCUGAAGACGCAGAGUUGACCAACAGUGCAAAGGCAUUCCAAAAGCUGUAUAAGACGAAGUGGUCUGAAUACAUAUCUCAUAAAGCUUUAUGCACCAUCAGUGAUUUAAAGUACAACAAGCCCACCAAAUUACCACUCACUCAAGACAUCGACAAGCUUAACGACUAUCUACAGAGAAGUGCGGAAUCAGCCUUUCAAGAGCUUAGCCAAAACACAACAGAGCACAACUACGCAUGUCUGGCCAGGCUAACAUUGACUAGGAUCAUUCUUUUCAACAGACGUCGUGUGGGAGAGGUCUCGAAGAUGCCCUUAAAAAAUUUCCUUCAAAGAGAUGACUCUUACGCAUUUGAAGAGCUGGGACUUUCUGCCUAUGAGAAGCAUCUGUGCAAGUAUUUCACAAGAGUUGAGCUAAAGGGAAAGCGAGGAAGAAAAGUUGCUGUUUUACUUAACCCAGACAUCACAAAAGCUCUGGAACUGCUUGUUGAGAAACGGAAACAAUGUGGUGUUCUGCAAGACAAUGAAUACCUUUUUGCAGCACCAAAAGGCAAUAGCUGCUACAGAGGACAUGACUGUCUUAAAAAGUUUGCUGCUGAGUGUGGAGCAAGUCAUCCAGAGUACCUAAGAUCCACACAGCUAAGAAAACAAGUGGCAACAACGUCUCAAAUUCUGAAUCUAAAACACAAUGAACUGGACCAACUGGCAGACUUUUUAGGCCACAAUAUAAGUGUGCAUCGUGAAUAUUAUAGACUACCUGAUGCAACUGUUCAGGUGGCCAAAAUUUCAAAACUGCUUUUAGCCCUUGAAAAGGGAAUGCUGCCAGAACUGAGAGGGAAAACUCUUGAUGAAAUCAAAGACUUUACAGAUGAAGAUGAUGAUCAGGAUGACAGUGAUGAAGACACCAGUGGGACCAGACCUCAACAUAUAACCUCUGGAAAUGCUGACUUUACAGAUGAAGAUGAUGAUCAGGAUGACAGUGAUGAAGACACCAGUGGGACCAGACCUCAACAUAUAACCUCUGGAAAUGCUGGUAAAAAGACAGGAGGGGAGCCAGGGGGAGCCAGUUCAUCCAGUAAAAAUGCAGAGCUGGAAAGACAAAAAACAAAGAGAACCUAUGUAAAAAGACCAUGGGCCCCUUCAGAAAUAAAAUCCGCAAUGAAAUUCUUUGGAGAGCACAUCAAAAAGGGGAAGCUUGCAACGUUACCUGAGUGUGAGGCUUGCAAGAAGGCAGAACACCCGGUUCUUGACUCUCGAACCAUACAAAACAUUAGAGACUAUGUGCGGAAUAAGGGCAUAGCUCACAAGCGGCAGACAUGUUUUUAAUCAUAUCUAUAUGCAGUGUAUCAAGCUGGUGUCCCACUUGGACAAUUUUACUGUUCUAAGAUUUGUUCUCAUGUUUUAGCUGGUUUUAAAGAGUUUUAAAUGUUAUUAUACUUUUUCAAUAUCAAUUGUUAGA